AUGAAGGAGGUUUUGAUAUAUUUUAUGGAUUUGUUUCUUCAUCAUGGAUUCAGAUAAACGCGCUUUUCGGCGGUCGAGGCGUGAGAAUGGACGAAACUCCGGCUUUCAAUAUCCGUCUUAUCGCGGAGGUUUUUUUGAAUUUGUCAAUAAUAACUCUGAAGAAAUUUUCCAUUUUUCAGGUAAAAUCACGUCCCUACCUUUAUGAUCACACAGACGAGGGCUAUAACUUGAUAACUUGGCGGAAUAACGCCUGGACUGAAAUCGCGGAGUCGUUGGAAAGCACUCGUUAUUUCACUUUCAAUGUUUAUUGAUUGAAAGUAUUGAUUUUCCAGCGGAACAUGUGAAAACUCGAUGGAAGACUCUGAGAGAUAGGUUCAAGAAGGAAGAAAAGAAGGAGAGACAGGCCAAAAAAGCGUCGACUUGGGUUUUUCAAAGGCCUCUUCGGUUCAUUCAAGCUCAUGUUAGAGACCGAAUGUGAGCUUUUCUUGUUUGGUUAUCGUAAAAUAGCCACGAGGAUUUAUUUUCUUUCAUUUUUUGUACAACCUUGCUUCAUAGGAAAAGCGAAUAUUUUUCGCGAGAGUCUUCAAUUUUGACUAGUUCAAGCUCAUUUAACAUCAACACAAAGAAGGUUUUUUUUCCCAUAUCGGCUCAAAAUCCAAUAAGGAAGUUCAGUUUUUCAAGUGAAACAGCUUUCAGAAACUUUUUUUUGAUUUUUCUCAAAAUUUAAAUGAAUUUUAAAAAAAAAGUUUUUCCGAAUUUUCUCCCCUUUUUGAUAUUUAGAGAACAGAUGGGCGUUUUCUUCAGAAACUCGAGAAUCUAGAUUCAGUUAUCAGUAGAAAUUUUAAAAGGAAGCACUUGAACUUUAAAAAAAUAAGUCUCAAAAAAUUCACUUUUCUAGCGUUUUUUCGAAAAAUUACCGGACGAAUGCUGCUUUUUCAAGAUCUUUUUUGCAGAACAGACGACUAUGAUGGUGGAAUCGAAGAAAAAUCGGCCGAGGGCCAAGUUUCACCGAUGGAAGUCGCGAUCAACUUCAUCGAGAGCGAAAUUAUCAAGAAUAAUGCCGAAAGUUCGGCGAGCCCCAGUGAAACGAGUAGUUCGACGGUGAAAGCAGGUAAAAUUUUUGAAUGUUUGGAGGGUAUAGGAGAUAUUAUGGUAGACUUCAAGAAAUGCGCUUUUCACUGAAACUAUUUCAAUCGUUUAAAAAGGGAUUUUAAAAGAUUUUUUGGGUUUUUUUUCAACUUUAGGUGCUCUGUUAAAAACAAAAAUAGAAAAUUGAGCAGGUUGAGACUUCCAGUCACUUUUUCUGGUAGCACAAGGAGUUACCUGGCCAAUUCUUAUGGAAUUCUCAGCCGUUAAGUAAAAUGAGCUUCCUUGUGAGUACACAGGCAAAUCCGAACGACCUCAAUAAGGCCUUAAAAGAAUAGCCUAAAGCUCCUUUCUAAGUUCCUAAAAAGGUGUCAAACGUUUCUCGGAGUCUUCCUUCUUUCAUCUUUUUUCCGCCUCUUUUUUUAGCUCCUCAAAAGAUCCUUUUCAGAAAAAGAUUUUAAAAAAAGGCGCCUUUGAGGAAUUUUUCCAAAAGUCCUUUCGAGACCUUUUAGUCUUUGCCCGUGCUAGUACGUUACUUUUCAUCAAAUACAAACUAUCUUCGAAUUUGGUGCGUUUUUGGCCUUCAAGGCGGUUUUAUCGCCUCAGAAACGUCUUAAUAGUCGUCAACACAGGGUGAACUAAUAAAGAACCGUCGGAAACAUUUCAAAGCCUAAUGAAUUAGUGCCGUAUGCUUGAGACUCUUGAAUUUGCAUUUAAAAAAAACCCUACAGGUGAAUUUUUUGUAGAGAAUUGCAUUGUGGAAAAGCGAAGUUAACAGAAAAAUUAUAUAUGAACUGGCUUGAGCCAUCGAGAAAAGGUUCCUGACACGUUAAUAAAAGAGACAGUGCUUAGUUGGUGGAGAGCGCAGACACGCCACGCCCCAUUAGCCUCCCAAGUUAGCCCUGAACCGAUUAUAUUAAAGACUGAACAGUGACACGAUCUUACAGAUUUUCCCAACACAUUUCACCUCUAGAAAAAAAAAAUAUUUUAACAGUUCCAGAACCAAGCGAAGCGCCUCCGGCGAUAGUUCCUCCACCUCCUCCAGCCUUGACACAUCCCCCACCGCCAAAAAGGGCCAGAGUCAGCCUCACGGAUCAGUCCUUGCCAUUGUGAGUUUCUACGCUGGCAAAGUUAGAAAGAAGAAGUUUUUCUUAUGAAGGCUUACGCUGGCAAAAUGAUAAUUUGAGAAGAGAACUUCAAUAGAAGUUAGAUUUCCGGAAAAAAAAAAGACAAGUGAAAGCCGAAAAUGAAGCUUUUUUGAUAAAAAUGUCUUUCUAGAAAAGUUAGAAAAGUUUCAAAACGGGAUGAUCUCACAAAAAGAGUUAAUGAAAACAGGAAACAUGCCUUUUUCUUGAAAAAAAAAAGAAGGAAGCUUGGUAAGUUUUUAAAUAGAUUUGGAUAAUUUUCGGAUCUUCUUGUAAGGUCUUCAAAAGCCUUCUUGGACUCUUCGAAAAAUGGAAUGAAAGAAAUUUUUGAAGGCUCGGAAGACCGGGUAUGAACUCACUAUGGGGCCAGUGGAAUCGGCUGGAAGAUGAGGAAGACGAGAUUUUCGGCCAGUUGAUUGCGAUGAAGCUCAGCAAACUCGACAAUCGGACCAAGGAGCUGGCCAAGGUAUGGUAGGAAGAACCAAAAAGUGUUGAAAAUAAAAUUUAUAUCAAUAUUAAACUUGCUAUUUUUUGUGAAGAUUAACCUGCGUUGCGAAUUCGAAAUUUUUCAAAGAUAAUAGCUCAAAAUUGAAAGGAUUAAAAGACAGGGUGUUCAUUGAUAUCAUGACGCGAAAUUCGUGAAGUUUUAUAUAUCAUGAGCAGAAAAAUUUGAUGAUUCUAGGCUGAAAAAUUUCGAAUCGAGUUACAAUUUUUUUAUAAAUUUUAGGGAUUAUUGAUUGCUUCUUGAGAUUUCACAGGCCAUUUUUUUCUUUCAACUUUCAUAAAUCAUAUAAUGUUACCCUUUCUUCAAUAUAGAGGCAUAAAACGAGCAAAAAAAGGAAAAAUUUCAAAUAAUUAUGAGUUAAACGUACAGAAGGAAGUAAGUAAAUUUUUUUAAAUCUCAAAAACGAAAUCAUUUUUGAAUUUGAUGUAAAAAUCAAUCUCAUUUUGUGAGUUUUAUUAAAAAUUUUCAAGUGAAAUAAUUUUUCAGAUGGAAGUCCUCAAAGUGAUCUUCGAGGCGCAGUACGGCAGUGUAAAUAAAACGAGUUGA
Molecule: messenger RNA, 3282 nt
Organism: Caenorhabditis auriculariae
Lineage: Eukaryota; Metazoa; Nematoda; Chromadorea; Rhabditida; Rhabditidae
Source: the annotation of a GenBank genome assembly